AUGACAGUGCAGGACAUUGAAGGGGACCUAGCAUGGCUAACCAAACAGGAGAAGGACACAGGAGCGAUCCCAGUAAAGUUUGGCUUCACAAACUUCAAACCCUGCCAAACUGGGCAAGAGACAGCCCUGGCUUACGUAAGUCAGAGCUGGGUGGUUUCAGUUUCUAUUCAGGAACUCAGCUGUGGCGCCCAAGGUCAACACAGAGAAAGUCCCUCAUAUUCUUGGACCCACAGUCUUCACUAUAACCUCACAGUGAGGUCCCAAGGUGGAUCAGUGCAAUCAAGGUCCUUUGCCAAUGGUUAUUGGGACCAUCAGCUCUUCCUUCACUUUGAUAAUGACAAAAAAGAAAGUGCAAAGCCCCAGGGGCCAUGGGCAGAAAAACCUUUGGGAACUGAGAGCUGGGACACAGAGAUCCAGGAGUUGGCAGAGCACAGCAAGAAUCUAAAAGCAACCCUGGCAGAUAUCAAUGCCUGGCAAGAGCAGAAAGGAGGGUCUCAUUUCCUCCAGGAGACUUGGGGCUGCAAGAUUCACAAGGACAACCGCACCAGGGCCUUCUGGAAUUUCUACUACGAUGGGGAGCCCUUCCUCUCCUAUCAUCCAGAGACACGCAGCUGGACAGUGGAGCCAUCCUCAGCUCAGAACUUGGCUAUGGAAGUCAAGAAUUCCUGGGAUGCAGAUGGCAUGCAAAGCAAGGAUUACUGGGCCCAAGUGCAGGGAGAGCUUUGUGGAAGACUCAGGAGAUAUCUAGUCUUCUGGAAGGGCUCCUCCUACUCCCCUGGAGCCUCUGCCCAGAGGACCUUGUGUGAGUUUAUCGUGUUGUGAUUUGCCUGUCCUGUCACACCGCUAGAUAGAGACAGGAGGGUGUAUGUGCCCAGACACUAGUGAGCCCUCACCUCCCUGCCUGCCUGCUAUCAUAGAGAGCUCCCACCUGGCCCCACAACCCUGGACCCUCCAAAAUACCCCUCAUCACCUCACAAACCAGA
Molecule: messenger RNA, 983 nt
Organism: Urocitellus parryii (Arctic ground squirrel)
Lineage: Eukaryota; Metazoa; Chordata; Mammalia; Rodentia; Sciuridae
Source: RefSeq, a predicted model, not a curated record